GAACCUACAUCCCUGAACUCUUACUCCAGUCAGUAGAAUAGCGGUGAGCCGGCUGCAACGUGCUCAGUCUGUGUUCGACAGUGUCGAAGAAUAGAGCCUCCGAAAGAAUACUUAUUGAGAAAAUGGCAACGUUAAAAGAUCAACUUUUAACUACUGUGACGGAACAUGUGCCAAGUGGUAGAAACAAAAUCACAGUAGUCGGUGUGGGUCAAGUUGGAAUGGCCUGUGCUUUUAGCAUCUUGACAAAUCACGUUUCGAGUGAUGUGGUAUUAAUUGAUGUGAUGAUAGACAAACUAAAAGGGGAGAUGUUGGACUUGCAACAUGGCAGUGCAUUUAUGAAAAAUGCAAAAGUCAAUGCUAGUACAGAUUACGCUGCUACUGCCAAUUCGAGCCUCUGCAUUGUUACGGCGGGUGCUCGUCAGCGUGAAGGCGAAAGCAGACUGGAUUUGGUUCAACGUAACACUGACAUCUUCAAAGGCAUCAUUCCACAGUUAGUCAAAUAUAGCCCGAACACGAUUCUCCUGAUCGUUUCUAACCCUGUGGAUAUUUUAACAUAUGUGGCAUGGAAACUCUCCGGCUUGCCGAAGAAUAAAGUCAUUGGUAGCGGUACAAAUCUGGACUCUGCUCGCUUCCGCUUCCUGUUAUCUCAAAAACUUAACGUCGCACCUACAUCCUGCCAUGGUUGGAUUAUCGGGGAACAUGGUGACACCAGCGUGCCUGUAUGGUCCGGAGUUAAUGUUGCUGGAGUGCGUUUGCGUGAUCUCAACGAAAACGUGGGUACUGACAAAGACAAGGAACAUUGGAAUGAGCUACAUAAACAGGUAGUACAAAGCGCGUACGAGGUGAUCAAGUUGAAGGGCUAUACUUCUUGGGCUAUUGGUCUCAGCGUAUCGCAUCUUGCAUCAGCAAUAUUAAGAAAUUCCAAUCAAGUGCAUGCUGUAUCCACGUUGGUUACUGGUUAUCAUGGAAUUAAGGAAGAAGUGUUUUUAUCCUUACCUUGCACGCUGGGUGAAGAUGGCGUCACGCACAUCGUUCAGCAGAAGUUAACAGACGAUGAACUUGCACUGUUACAUAAAUCUGCAGUGAUGAUGAACGAAGUGCAACAAGGCCUCAAAUUUUAGAAGAAUUAUCUUUAUAUAUUAUCUUUAUCUACGUAUAUUUAUUUUAUUUUAUUUUUAUGUGUUUUUGUGUGUCGAUUUAUAUCCAAUUUAUGUGUACUUACAUGUUUCAGAUGUCAACACACACUAUCAUGCAUAUAUACAAGUUUACUCAUAUAUACAUACAUAUUUUUUAGAUAUAAAUGUUUUUAACUACAUAAUAUCUAUAUUCACAUACUACUUGUAACACGUGUAUGUGUGAGAAAGUUAAAAAUAUGAAAUAUUUGGCUA
Messenger RNA from Formica exsecta, 1388 nucleotides. Its product is annotated as L-lactate dehydrogenase-like. Gene Ontology annotation, molecular function: L-lactate dehydrogenase (NAD+) activity. The transcript is spliced from 5 exons. Gene Ontology annotation, biological process: carboxylic acid metabolic process. Lineage: Eukaryota; Metazoa; Arthropoda; Insecta; Hymenoptera; Formicidae. The record is from RefSeq and is a predicted model, not a curated record. Gene Ontology annotation, cellular component: cytoplasm. Bases 123 to 1121 code for a protein of 332 amino acids.